Molecule: messenger RNA, 767 nt
Organism: Ziziphus jujuba (common jujube)
Lineage: Eukaryota; Viridiplantae; Streptophyta; Magnoliopsida; Rosales; Rhamnaceae
Product: large ribosomal subunit protein P2B-like
Exons: 4
Coding region: 158-502 (114 amino acids)
Biological process (GO): cytoplasmic translational elongation
Cellular component (GO): cytosolic large ribosomal subunit; ribosome
Molecular function (GO): structural constituent of ribosome
Source: RefSeq, a predicted model, not a curated record
UAAAUGUCGAACUCCUAGCCCGACCCGAAAGUCCGACUCUAAAACCCUCAGGCAGGGGAAGGACGAAAAACUAUUACAUAAAUAAGAAGAAGCGCUCCGUUUGCUCCGUCUUUCAGCGUUCGGCGUCUAUAUACUGCAGAUCCAGAGUCUUUCAACAAUGAAGGUGGUCGCUGCGUUUUUGUUGGCUGUGCUGGGAGGCAACUCCAGCCCUUCCGCUGAUGACCUCAAGAACAUCUUUGCCGCCGUUGGAGCUGAAGCUGAUGACGAUAGAAUUCAGUUUUUUCUUUCGGAAGUUAAGGGUAAAGAUGUGACAGAGCUUAUUGCAUCUGGGCGAGAAAAGUUGGCCUCCGUGCCUUCUGGUGGUGGAGCCGCAGUUGCUGUUGCUGCUGCUGCCAGUGGUGGAGGCGGUGCUGCCCCUGCUGCAGCUGAGACCAAAAAAGAGGAGAAAGUGGAGGAGAAAGAGGAAUCAGAUGAUGACAUGGGCUUCAGUCUCUUUGACUAAGGGGUUGUGUUGCCUUUUCAGUUGGCAAACAUUUUUGUUUUUGUUUACAGUUUCUAAAUAGAUGUCUAAACUUUUUUCUUUGGUGUUAUUAGUUCAUAUCAAAUGGAGGAGACAUUUAACGUCUUAAAAUUGUUAUAGUCCAUAUGGUAAUGGGGGAUUUGAAUUUCUUCCAUGUGAAACUGUGAAAUUUCAUGUUUACCAGGCGAACGCUAAUCUCUAAUGAAUUACUGUUCCAACGGUGCUUGGUUUCCUCCACUGCUAUAAA